Messenger RNA from Suillus paluster, 1909 nucleotides. RefSeq lists its product as uncharacterized. NCBI's taxonomy places the organism in Eukaryota, Fungi, Basidiomycota, Agaricomycetes, Boletales, Suillaceae. The transcript has 8 exons. Gene Ontology annotation, molecular function: ubiquitin protein ligase activity; metal ion binding. Gene Ontology annotation, biological process: protein polyubiquitination. The coding region runs from base 107 to 1816 and encodes 569 amino acids. The record is from RefSeq and is a predicted model, not a curated record.
AUCUCUCUGUGAUCAUCCACACCAAUCUUACAACCGUCUACAACUGAUCAUUUGCUUGGAAUAUUAUAAUACGCAGUUUGAAGGAGAAACAUUGGCAGAUGUUGAGAUGGAUCGCCCGGUGACAUCCAAGUCGAGGGGAAUCUGUCGGUACUAUAACACCCCCAGGGGCUGCUACGCUGGUGACGACUGCAAGUUCCUCCACGGUCCUGAGGAAAAGCUUACCCCGUACGACAAAUCCAAGGUGUGCAGAUACUAUAUUAAAGGACACUGCACCCGGGGUGCUCGGUGUUGGUUUCGUCAUGAGCUCGUGAAAGUGCCCCUUGAUGAAGAGCUGAAGAACUUUGAUGAGAAUAUGUGUAACAUAUGCUUGGAGAAACCUCAGACAUACGGUCUUUUGACUGGCUGCGGCCAUGUAUUCUGUCUUCAGUGUAUUCGCCAGUGGCGAGAGCCACAAGGAAAGUCGUCGGAUAUGGUGAUGUCAGGUGUUAUAAAACGCUGUCCUCUCUGCCGCAGUCCAUCGCGUUUCAUUACACCAUCCAUGCAUUUCUUCCCUCAGGACCACCCACGCAAACAGGAAAUGAUAGAUAGCUACAAGAAUAGCAUGGCUCGCGUUCCAUGCAAGUCGCCUUGUUGCCCCUUUGGUUUAGAUUGCUUCUACCAGCAUCUCAACCCUGAUGGUACACUACACGUUUUUCAAUACGGAGCAGGUCACUUUAUGAAGGUAUGGUUCCGCCAAUUUUUUGGGGCUGCUUCAGAUACAGACCUUACAGAUCGCCUUAGGCUUCUGCAGAGCAUCCUGGGGGAUCCAACGAAUAAUCUCCAUAUCACCCUAAACUUCGUCCGACGACACCUUCCAGCGAUAUGGAAUGGCAUGGAUGCCGAGUUUGGUUCAGCCACAGAUACUCCUAUCAGUCAAUCCUUCGAGUUACUGGCGGAGAGUAUAGCUGCAGAACGGUCACUAGAAGAUACAAUAUCGCGAAUCCUUCCUGUUACCCACGCAUCCCUCACUGAUGAGGGGAGUCCGCAUCCACCUGUUGAGACUCCCGUAAUAGUGCCUAUGGCUUCAAUACCACCUAGGGCUAGGAGUGCAUCCCCGGUCAUGGAACCCUCAACGACUCCUCCGGUGCCUUUUAGGCCAUCCUCCUCUGCGGAGGUUUCUGGACCACUUCCUCACAGUUUCCUGCCCUGGGCGAUGCCCCGAACACCAUCCCCUCGUCCCCCAUCUAUCCCACCGGCCUCUAUGACGUCUACUGUUCAGCAAUCAAAUACGUCCAGGUUCAGUACGGUGCUGAACUCCCGCAGCAGAGAGACUAUGGUUAUCGACAUCUCUGACGAGGACGAAGAGGACGAAGCAGAGGAGGAUUGUCUGUCAUGUUCACCCAGUAUCGGCAACGACAAUGAUAAUGAUAAUGACGCUCACUCGCUAUCUACAUCCACUCUCUCUGACCGACCAGGGGGCAAUGGAUCAUUACCUGUGUCUUCGGAAGCUGCUGAGGCACCAACAAGUAGUACGGGUGAACAGACGGUUCCAUCCAGUCGCCCGCAAUGUGAACACGAUGCAGAUCCCCCAUUUGUCACUGAUGGCAGGGGUAGAGUGGUAUGGAGCAGGACAGCACGUGGUCCGUCCCACAACCAAGCCCAAGUGGACGCCCGUGAGCGACACCGCUCGAAUCCUACCAUCAAAGCCCGACGCCAGACAUCUGAGACUGGAGCAUUCGCUACAGAUGGGCGCAGUCGUGUUGUUUGGACAGGACAGGAGGGAUCCGAGGUCACUGGUAGGAUAAGUGGCACGGAGACGGAGACUGAUGCAGAAUAAUAGCACAUGACAGUGCCAAGCGUUGUGUAUAAUAUACUUACCCGUGUGUAUUUGGUGUGUAUCUAUAAGCUUCUAGUUGUGCAGCAUUUCAAG